GACGUUUUGGGUUUUUCGACACGCGACCUCGUUCAACAUCCUUUUUUGCCCGGGUCCUAGAUUGGGGGGCCCCGUUGAUGAUACCAGACGGUCCAGACGACCUUUCCCCCCUCCCGCCCUCUUUGCUUGAGUGCCCGUCCGUCCAUCUGUAAAUGUCAGCAACCGCAAAAGCAAUAUAUAAAAUAAAAAAACGACCGUCCUUGGGCCCCUUGUGGAGACCCUCGACGCGGUUCGACAAGGGGAAAGAAAAGUGGCUGUUUUUUUUCCUGUCUGCCAGCAGGAAGAGAGAGGGGGGGGGUCCGGCAUCGGCGUUCCCCACCAUCCCAACCUUUUCCUUAUGUUUACCCGUUGAACCUGGGCCCCCCCUUUGCCAGAUUCGACCGCCCGCAUCAAUUUUCACCUUGCGGGGAAGAAGGAGAGAGAGGAGAGAAGCAGGUAAGGGGGGAGGCGGGAGGGCCGGGGGGGCGUAUGUGUUCGUGGCCCAAAUCAAUGGGUACAGUGAAGAAAAAUGUGGCGGGCAAGGGAUGUAUGUAUGUGUGUGUUGUCCGGCCGUGAAGAACGGUGAAGGACCGAACCGGUUAGAGCCCGACCGGGUAUGGAUGCGGCGCCGGCGCCGGCGGCAGCGGCAGCAGCGACAUACGACAGGUCAUUCGCUAUAGCGCGGGACAGUUGCAGGGGGCAUGGCAGGCACGGUUAGCGUGGCAGGCAAGCUCUUGUCCAUCAAGCAACAUGUGUGUGUGUGUGU
This is a messenger RNA of Colletotrichum navitas, 745 nucleotides long. RefSeq lists its product as uncharacterized. Lineage: Eukaryota; Fungi; Ascomycota; Sordariomycetes; Glomerellales; Glomerellaceae. The transcript has a single exon. The record is from RefSeq and is a predicted model, not a curated record. Bases 153 to 659 code for a protein of 168 amino acids.